Messenger RNA from Haliotis rufescens (red abalone), 8323 nucleotides. RefSeq names its product serine/threonine-protein kinase 38-like. The record is from RefSeq and is a predicted model, not a curated record. Bases 313 to 1725 code for a protein of 470 amino acids. Lineage: Eukaryota; Metazoa; Mollusca; Gastropoda; Lepetellida; Haliotidae. Gene Ontology annotation, biological process: peptidyl-serine phosphorylation; intracellular signal transduction. The transcript is spliced from 16 exons. Gene Ontology annotation, molecular function: protein serine/threonine kinase activity; ATP binding.
UUACCCAAGACACAAUAAGCAAUUCAGGUCACGCUUUCCGAGAUGCUCCACAUAAUUCACUCUUCUUAAACCCUUAUGUUUAUUUUGGGUCACCAUUUACCGCCUAAUAUUUCAAUAUAGUGCACCUUGACAGACUUAUUCAACGCGGCGGACCUCACUUCCGGUAACGUGAUUGGGUUCAGUAUUCAUUUGUGUUGGAGUGACAAAUUUAUCGAUGGUGUGAAUUCCGUUGUAUGAAGGAUUACUCUGCAAACCGCUGAAAUUUGGAGGAUUAAGAACAAACUCCUGAAGGCCCGGAGUCGUCGCUCCAAGAUGGCCACAGUGGGAGAACAAGUGCCUAUCUCUAACCACACCAUUGACAAGGUGACAAAAGCCAAGGUUACCUUGGAGAACUACUACUCAAAUCUCAUUUCUCAGCAUGAGGAACGGGAAACAAGGUACCGGCUUUUGGAACAAUCAAUGGAAGAGGAAGGACUUUCAGACGAACAGAAAUCGGAGCGACGACAACAACAUGCCACCAAAGAAACCGAGUUUCUUCGACUCAAGCGAUCUCGCCUUGGUGUGGAUGACUUUGAACCCCUCAAGGUCAUCGGCAGAGGCGCUUUUGGCGAGGUACGCUUGGUACAGAAGAAGGACACUGGUCAUGUCUAUGCAAUGAAGAUUCUUCGCAAGAUAGAUAUGCUGGAAAAAGACCAGGUGGCACAUGUCCGGGCUGAACGGGACAUUCUCGUGGAGGCAGAUCACCAGUGGGUGGUGAAGAUGUACUACUCCUUUCAGGACGGCCUGAAUCUCUAUCUCAUCAUGGAGUUUCUUCCUGGAGGUGACAUGAUGACACUGUUGAUGAAGAGGGACACGCUGACAGAGGAGCAGGCCCAGUUCUACGUCGCAGAAUCUGUGCUGGCUAUAGAUUCUAUACACAAGCUCGGCUUUAUACACCGAGAUAUUAAACCAGAUAAUCUUUUAAUGGAUGCUAAGGGACAUAUCAAACUUUCAGACUUUGGACUGUGUACAGGAUUGAAGAAGUCGCACCGAACAGACUUUUACAAGGAUCUCUCACAAGCCAAAGCAGGGGACUUUAAUGGGAAUCCUAUGGAUUCAAAAAGAAGAGCAGAAAGCUGGAAGAGAAAUCGAAGGGCAUUGGCCUACUCCACAGUAGGAACGCCUGACUACAUCGCGCCUGAAGUAUUUAUGCAGAAUGGCUACAUGAGCACCUGUGAUUGGUGGUCUCUGGGGGUCAUCAUGUACGAGAUGCUUAUAGGUUACCCACCAUUUUGUUCGGAGAACCCCCAGGAGACGUACAGGAAGGUGAUGAACUGGCGAGAAACUCUCAUCUUCCCGCCAGAAGUGCCUAUCUCUGAGGAAGCCAGGGAUCUCAUUCAAAGGUACUGUUGUGAUGGAGAGCAUCGGAUCGGUGCCCACGGUAUCGAGGAGAUCAAAACUCACCCAUUCUUCAAGAUGGUAGACUGGGAACAUAUCAGGGAGCGUCCGGCAGCCAUUCCAAUAGAAGUGAAGGGGAUCGAUGAUACGUCCAAUUUUGAUGAUUUCCCUGAAAUAGACCUCAAAUGGCCAACAUCUCCGCAGCAGCAACAAGAAGCCACAAACAUGACUGCCGAGGGCAGUGAGAAGGAUCCUAAAUACAAGGACUGGGUGUUCAUCAACUACACAUUCAAGAGGUUCGAGGGGCUGACACAGCGAGGAGCUCGACCACCCCUCUCCAAAAGUUAGAAGUGUGGUGGCCAGAAGCGGCCAUGUUGCGCAGGGAGUGAAGAUGGAGACAGUUUGUGUGAUAUGUUGCAGCCCCCUGUGGCCUGACCUGCCUGUCUGUCAGGGGACUCUCUACCUACCCCCCUGUUUGUAUCCUGUGUAUAUGGUGUUGUAUCCAGUAGUGCUGGAAGAGCGAUGUGAUUUUGCAAAAACUUUCUGGUUUCUUUUCGAUGGUCCAGUAUGAAAGACAUUUGAACAUUUUGACCCAAGCUUGUUUCAGUGUGAUCCGUGUUCUUUAAAAGUUUGUGAAUUACGACUGACUGAAAAAAACAUGGGGAGAAUAUUACCAACUGAAAUUUUCGGUUAUGAAACCUGAACAGGAUACGAGUGUCCAGGUUUUCUGGCUCUAAUCUUUCAGCCUCUUAGAAGACGAGCAGACAAGGUCAAGGUGAGGUCAGGCAGGUCAAGGUCAGAGUUCUCAUCAAGGUGAUUCCAUUUGAUCACAAAUGGGAUUCCCGUGAGUCAGCCUGUGAGUGGUGUCUGUGUUUGGUUUGAUCUUUGACUCUUGGACAGUUUGUUUGAAUGAUACCAGUCAUCUUAACUGCGAUAUAUUCAGGUAUUUGCAUGGUAACCAUUAAUGUCCACUGGUGUCGUAUUUAUAGCUAGCCCAUUGUGCAAAAACAACAUUUCCUUUUAUUUAUUUAUUGCAGUUUCGUUUCCAUUUCGUCCAAGAGAAUAUUUGAAGUUUUAAAAAAAUGAGAAAAAAAUACCUGAACUGUUUGUUCUGAUAUAUUAUGCUAUGAAAUUUGUGAUUCCUCCGCUUCUAGAACACAAGGCUUAAAUGGGGUGAAUAUGUCCAUAUUAUUUUGACUUAUUUAAUGUACGACAAAGAGAAAGCCAUGCUUGCUUCUCGUGUGUAACAACAUUCCAACUCUGUGUAUAUAAUCCAUGUGAUUCAGAACAUUGUGAGGAAAGUGUAGUUAGUACGAGGGUUAUAAUGUCCGGGUUAGUCUUUCGUAGAUCUAGUGUUGACCUUUAACAAGCUGCUUGUUAUAUGUAUGUUCUCACACAGGGAUGAGAGAGAGAUGUGUGCUGCUGGUAUUCUGGGCAAUGUGGAUGCUGCACAUCCCAUGGUUGAAACCAAUCUUCAGUCCAGGAAUAUGAGAGAGAGCUGGCCAGUUGUCAAAUUGGGAAAUAUUUGGGGCCAUUUUUUGUCAUCGUCUACUUGUAAACAUCUUUAAGAAAACCCAUACUAUACUUAACAUAAUUGCAAACAGGUUGAAUCAGAAGAAUAUAGAUUUCUGUCCUGCUACAGUACAUGGGUAUGUUCAGGAUUUGGUUCCAUUCCUCUCAGUUGAUCUACAUGUAAAAGGGGUGGUCGGGUAGCCUUGUGGUUAAAGAGUUCGCUCGUCACGACGAAGACCCGGGUACAAUGUGUGAAGCCCAUUUCUAGUGUCCCCGCCGUGAUAUUGCUGGAAUAUUGCUAAAAGUGGCGUAAAACCAAACUCACUCACUCACAACAUCUAGAAAUGGUCCCAGUUUGGUCUAAGACCCAUAUUUCCAGGACAUACCAUACCUCGGCCCGGGCCAUAAUACUGGACGUGAGCGGGGAAGUGUAUCAGUGUCGCGGUGUCAACCCAUCAACCACAUGCUGUAGUAUCCAUUCUUGCCUCAGAUGCCAGUGAUGAGUUUUAAGUGUUGCUUACUCGAGAAGUUAUACAUUUAAUGCUGUUAAGUUAUGAGCCAGAAGUGCUGACUGCAGUCCGGAGCCCAGGUUAUGCCACUGUAGUCAUACGUAGUCAUGUCGACCCACAUAGAUGUCUUCUAGCUCAUACUGAUCAUGUCAACAUUCAUAACACAGGAAUCGGUCCUGGAUUUUGCUGCUCCAUUUGGUAAUCAUGUGACUAAAGACACGCGAAAGGACAAAAUGGCUGUCAAACUGAGUUGUGGGAGGUCUCAUGGACCGGUGUAAGGACUGUUGACUAAUGAUUUCCCUCAUAUAGGUCUCGGUGUUUGGUGUCUUAAAUCGCUGAUGUUGUAAACGGGGAGACAACCUAGGCAGAUCAAUGAACAUGCCGUUGGUGGACCUCUUCCUGUCAUAGUAUAUGCCUUUGUGGUGCUGAGGACAUCUAGAUAAUUUUAUCUGUUUUAAUCGUUGGUUGUCAUUUCGCAAAAUGUUGAUACAGUAUGUAAUAUUAAUCUGCAGUUGUAGAAACUAACUGCUUUGUUCAAAAGUUGUCUGCUGAAAGAUGAAGAGGAAAGAUGCGAAUUUUUCCUAUUUAGUGGCUACUGUGUAUAUCCAGCGUCUCUGUGUCGUUGCAUCUCCAUGGCGACUUAAUAGAGUGUCACUUCCUUCCUUGUCAGGUGUAGUGUGAGCUAGAAGCCCCUGAUCUCAUGACCAUUGUCGACACCUGUACAUAGCUUAUUGCCGUAGGCCCCUCUAGAUGUGCCCUGGGGGGACCCAGGUAGCCAGCUGUUCAGCACGCAAAUGCACUGCUAACUAUAACGUCAGGAAGUCUUUUAAAGGCAUUUAGAAGUGAUACACAUAAGGAAGAGAAUUUAAGGAUGUCAACUUCUUUAUUAUGAGAACGCAAUGUUUUGGAGUAUAUACUUACUCCUUUUUUGAAUGAAAGACAUGAAUGAGUAAGUAUAUCCUCAAAAACGUUGUGUUCCUCAUAAGAAAGAAGUUAACAUCCAUAAAUUCUCUUCCUUAUUUUGUCAUGGGCACAGAGAGGUAUGUGCAAGGCUGUAGGUAAUUUUUUGUAGUAGCCUUUGAGGUGUUUUGCAGUGUCAAAAUUUAAUCAUUAGGCAGUAAUUUUUAUCCAGUGAAUUUUGCAAAAAUUGAUUAAAAUUGCUAUUUUUGUGACUGUUAAACUGUCAAAACUGUCAUGAAAGGAUUUUUGGUGAACUCUCCUGAAGACAGAUCAGCAGAACAGAUUUUCACGUUAUGACCGAUUUUCAUCAUCUUUUGAAACUUACUGCCGUCAAGUAUUGUUUGCUAUGUGUUUCAGCUGGCUAGUGACAUGUCUUGCCCCUUGGCAAUAUUGUUACCAUUUCCUACCUAAAACGUGUUCAGGACUGAUUUGUGGGCAUCAGCUUGGUGUGUUGUCUAUAUUCUGUAUGUGUAUGUGUUGAUGGCGGCGGCGGCGGCGGCGGCGGCAUCGAGGGGAGGACUGUCCGCUCCAGCGAGGAGCUCUGCCUUGUCAUGCUAGUGAGGCCUGGUUCUCCCUCUGUAGACCGGGAACUCAUGACAUCCUGCAUACUUGGUUAAUGUCAUCCUGUUAAAUAAUGUCAUCCUUGUUACUAUGGAUAUUCACAUGUUUUGGGAUGUGCUUGUUGUGGAUGCUGAUGUUGUAAAGCAGUGUUUGAGUGAUGGAACGGACAGAAAAUAUUCAGAUUUCUUCAGGUACCAACACAGAUCAAGUUUGCUUUAAUCCAUUUUUGUAAGUGUGAAUGAUAUUCAAAUAUGUUUCCGACAAUUCCAGAGAAACAGUUAGUUAUUCCCUUUCGGGCAUGGUUUUCAAUUAAAUCUAGAAAUCCAUGAAUGUGAAGAGAUUUGAAAAAUGGAAUUCUCUGGAUUGAAAGUCGCCGUAAAUUAUCAGGUGAUUGUUGCUUUAGGACAUUCUGCCAAAAAAAUCAUCUUUUAGUAUAAAAUAUACCAUGACAAUUCAAUGCUUUUUGCAAUCUUAUGAAAUGUUUUAGACUGGUGUUUUCUGAAAUAAUGCAGUUUUCCCCGAGAUGGUGGUAUGGCUGCACAUCACGAGUUGUUGUCACUGAAUGAUUGUGGUUCACUAUUGUGUAGACUGUAUAUUAUUCUACUGAUAUGUACAUAGUGUGUCUAAGUAAGUGCUAAUCCAAUGUGAUCAAUACUUGUAAUAGUCUGGAAUGAUUUCAGUUACGUCUGUCCAAUCCUUGAGUAGAUAUAUAAGUCUGUAUAUCAAUUAUUCAAAUGAAGAGAUCCAUGAUCAUACCAUGUAUGUUAGCUGAUUGUCUUCUUCAGCAGCUUGGUUGACACUUACGAGGAAUUUUAGCGAUUUUAUCAAAUUUAGAUUUCGCCCAUUUACCAUUUUAGUAGGGGUGUCAUGAUAAUACGCCUACCUCAUAUUCCGAUUCAUUUCAUGAUAAUUGCAUCACAAUUCUUAAUUUUCGCUGUUUUUGCAUUAGGGACCAGUUCAAAAGUUCAUUGUAGGAUAAAACACGUUAUUCCUCAAGUUUUGAGACCUACCCUACAAAAAAGACCCCAUCCCCCCCAUCCCCCCACCACCACUGCUCCUGGUAAAAACAUGAUUGUGAAAUGGGAUUAGAGGUUUUGCUUGGUUUAGUUACAAUAUAAAAUAUUGAGAAAUCAGGAAAGUCGGAUAGAAAACUUGCAGGGCCAAUAAUCACCCACCCUGAAACUUAAAUUAAGAUUUUUAUCUGACAUUGAAAUUUUGAACUGGACCCGGAAGUCUCCAGUUUCCAUGCACCUCGGCUAACAAGAGGUUGCUGCUGUCGUCCAGUUUGUUGACUUGCGUGACUGGUACAUGAGGUUCCUGGCUGUAAUAUGUACUCACAUUCAGAAGGUGGUUUUGUGAGGCGGUCAGUUAAUGCUAACCCUUGUAGUUAUCAGACAGGGAUAUUGCAAAUAUGCGUUAAUUUUAUGUUUUGAAAAGGGAUACUGAUUUAUAAAAUGAAUCGAUACAUGGGUAGGCGUAUCAUAUAUUGUAUUGUCAGGUGUAUUGUGGGUGAGUUGUGGCACCCCUAUGUUCAGCGUGCUGUUGUACAGAGCGAUCUUAGCGCGAAGGUGAUCGUAACUCUCGUACCUUAACAUAGACUUACGACAGUCGUAGCACUAAGGUUGUUUUGUACAAUGGCACCAAGCUGAGGUGUUGGUAGUGAUCACUUACUCUUAUGAGUGUCAUGUUUUAUUUCAGGAAAUUUGUGACAUGAUUCUGUGUGUACUCAGAUGUUUAGAGAUAGGCUUGUGGCUGGGACUCCUUGUUGACUAAAGAUAUCCAUACAGGUCUCUUGCUUACCUGGAUUGUCUGGAUUCUGGUCAUCCAGUUCAAGACAGGUUCUGUUCUUCAUGGGACAAACAUUUGUAGAUAUCCAGACUACCAGCCCUUUCGAACAAGCCUACUAGAUAUGAGGGUUUUGGCUACUGAGUCGACUAUUCUCAAAUUCAUCAAAUUAAGAACGUCAUGUUAAAAUUUAAAGGAGUACUAAUGAUAAAAAAAAAAAUCAUGAAUGUUUUUCAAGUGGAAUAUACUUUCAAAUACUCUUUUUCAUAAUGUUGCACAGUUUUGGCACAAUAUUUUAAAAUACAUGACAAGCUUGUUAUUUGUUAAUGAUUCAUCGACGAUACCAUACGAUUAAAUUUUUGUCAACUUAAUCAACGUAUCCAACUUGGUUGAAGCUUGUUUUUGUUCCAAAAGUCAUUCUUUGUUUCCAAAUGUUUUUGCUUUCAUCUGAAAAAAAAUUCAGUCAUAUCAUAUUUUGUUUCAUUGAAUUCCCUUCCCUUCAUUUUUUUGUCAUAACAUAUUUUUUUAAUUUCAUUAUUCAUAAUUCUUGCACCUUUCCCUUAGAAUGAGAUUGAACGAAGAUGUUUUCUCAAUGAUCAUCAUUGCUUUUGUGUAUAGUUUUCAUUGUAUUUCACAAUUUCAACCUCUCAUCUUUGAAUUAUCUUAGCAAGCAGUUAGAAGUGGUUCUUGUUCAUAAAAUCCCUUCAUUUCAGUGGAAUUAUUUUAAAGAGUUUUUCAAUCUUCUAUUUUUGUCAGUAUGACGUUAGAGUACGUGGCUAGUGGUUUUAAGAUUGUAUGGGUUUAUGAUGUCGUGGUUCAAGACACUUUGCAAGUAGGUAACCGACUACUCUAGCUUCUGUAUUAGUGAAUGUUUCAGAAAGAAGUUGGCAUGCAUUUUCCUUAGUAUAACUGAAGAUCAGUGAAUGUUUCAGAAAGAAGUUGGCAUGCAUUUUCCUCAGUAUAACUGAAGAUCAGUGAAUGUUUUCAGUGCUUUUCACACCUUAUUCAAUGGUUUGUUUGUUUGGUUUUCGAGAUAUUUUUUUUCAAAUGGAAUAGUCUUGUUACAUGGUUCGCAUGGUGACCAGAAGGAAACUAGGUGGUUUUGUUGUUUUAUUAGGAUGACUUGAAAAGUCCAUAUAACUGUCAAGGAAUAUGAAAUACAGAUGUUCCUCCUUUUCCUACUUUACUGUUAUGCAUGCACUGAUUUGCAAAUCAUAACACUGAACGCGAUUAUCUUUUGCUGAGAAUAUGCCUUUGUCAAAAUAGACCUGAUACAUGCAAUGUCUUGAUCAGUGCCCAGUGUGGAGACACAAAAUGGAUUGUCCAGUCGUCUUGAGUGGCCUCGUCGGAGUUACUUUACAUACUCCUCUAAAUACAAAUCAGUGAUUACUAAAUUGUUUCAUCUUUUCAAGUUUUCUCACAGUGCAAUUUGAAUUUUAUGACUUUUUCCAGUGACAUUAUAAAAGAGUAAUAAUUUUAUAGUGGCAACAUUAGAACAUCGUUCUUUUCUUUUUCUUAAGAGGCUGUUUCCCGCAAAUAUUUUUUUCUAAUUAAGUGUAUUUUCUUAUAUCAUUGUCUACCUGAAAUUUAGAACCUACCACUGGGUCUAUCCUUACACU